Saccostrea echinata is the source of this 1501-nucleotide messenger RNA. RefSeq names its product SH3 domain-binding protein 2-like. Lineage: Eukaryota; Metazoa; Mollusca; Bivalvia; Ostreida; Ostreidae. The record is from RefSeq and is a predicted model, not a curated record. Gene Ontology annotation, molecular function: SH3 domain binding. Bases 140 to 1399 code for a protein of 419 amino acids. The transcript has 15 exons. Gene Ontology annotation, biological process: signal transduction.
UUCCGUACUAAAUCAUGGUAUGGUACUACUAGCUGCGUACCGGUGACGACUAAAAAUAUUUGGACAGUGCAAGGUGACACACCAAGAGCAGAUUGAUUUCUUGUAAUUUAUAUAUCAAGAAUGUGAAGAAAGAAACAAAAUGUCGGACAGCAAAAUUCCUCAACCUUUAGAUAAUAUAGGUUGUCAGGAUCUGUUACUUGAGGACUACUGUCACAGUGGUUGGUUAAGAAAACAGAGCUUUAUAAGCAGAUUAGGAAAAUUUAGAUGGCCACAGAUUUACAUGGUAGUCAGUGGAGGUUGUAUCUAUUAUUUUAAAAAUGAAUACAGUACCCGACCAGCGGGGAAGUUUACACUCUAUGGAUAUAAUACGGUUGCCCGAGCGCAAGAAAAGGUUUCACCAAAAGUGGCACCCUUCGCCUUCAAAGUUGUUCACGCCUCCCCAGAAUAUAAAACGUACUACUUCGCUGCUGGGUCGGAAAAAGAAAUGAAGGAAUGGAUGAGACGUAUUAAAAGUCAACUAAUGAAGGCCAAUGGCCAGAAAGCAGACAAUUAUUAUUAUAUGUACAAGAAAGCUGAGAAAGAAACAAAAGCAGCAGAAGAAGACGAAAAAUCUAUGACGUACCAGGAGAUAGAAACUGACAUUUAUGGUGACACUAAUGCCUUCAAAGCCACGAAUGACUACGCUUUGAAAUUCAAGCUUAAAGGAAGAGAUGAUGUGUCAGAUGAUGAGGAUAUAUCUGUACCUGCUCCCCCUCCCCGGAGAGGACAGGGAAAAGACGCAUACAAAGAAAGACCCCCUGCCCCUCUACCUGAAGAGGAAAACAAACCCUCAGUCCCUCCCCGACGACAGGCAGACACGUCUCAGCCAGUGAGAGAAAAUGAACAAAGAGAAGGUGGAAGACGUAAAGGAUCCAUGGACGCGGCCGCCAGAGUGCAUAAAGAAUUAUCAGAGACACUUUCAAACAGUCACUCUAAAGGAAGGCGAAAAGGAUCAAAAGACAAAGAAAACACUCCAGUUUCUGACAGAAGAAUGGCUGAAAUUAAAGCUGAAACAGAGGAGGACGACGAAGAUGAAGAUAGCGAGGACUAUUGGAGUAAUAUUUAUUAUGACGGGGACGAUAAAGAGAAGGCACAGGAAAUAAUACGGAAUAUUGGUGAGGAUGGUGUGUAUCUGAUUCGGACAGGUGCAGAUGGAGGGCAGGUGUUGGUUGUUUUUGCAGAAAACAUGCCAAAGAAAUAUAAAAUUACCAAUGAGAAUGGUGAAUUUUACCUCAAGAAGGAGGGUCCCCAUUGUGACUCAGUGGAAAUGCUGAUGUACACCUAUUAUUCUACAGAGCUUCCUACAGCAAAAUCUUGUCUAGAAACACCUUACAAACUCCACCCAAAGUAUAAAGGAUAGCAGCUCUUUAAUGGAUUAGCAGUAUUAAAGUUGUAUUUUUUUAAAUCCUCUGCUUACAUAUUAAAAUGUAAAAAACACUUAAGCAUCAAGAAUUAUUUAAAC